Molecule: messenger RNA, 236 nt
Organism: Thelazia callipaeda (thelaziosis nematode)
Lineage: Eukaryota; Metazoa; Nematoda; Chromadorea; Rhabditida; Thelaziidae
Source: the annotation of a GenBank genome assembly
AUGCUUGUAUAUACAGCCAAGCCAUUAAUUCGUGAUUUAUCAGAAAAACUACCAGAGAAAUCGUCGAAACCUGGUGAAGAAAGCGAUAUUCAGCAAUUUCCUAAAACUUUUGGUUCACGUUUGAGGACAUCUUACACCAAACUAGUUGAUCUACCACCACCUCCACUUUUUGAUCCGAAAUUGCUUCAAGGUAUUUAUAAAAUAAAUAAUAAAUUCAUUGCAAAAAUAAAAUAAAA